UGCCUGGAGAACUGAGGAGAGGAGCCCCUCGUCAAGUGGAAAGAAGAGACACCCUCACUGGAACAUUCUGAAUUUUGAAUGUUAUGAGCUAACAGGAACAAUGUGUGCUGUGUGGUGGGAUGACACAUUUUAAGGAAUGGCACUGCCCUUUCCAAAAAAUGAAGAGAGGAAAUUGCAAAAUAAGCCUUGCUGUUCAAAGAGGGGCCCAUAGACCAGCAACAUUGGCAACACCUUACUAGAAAUGCAGAAUCUUGGGCCUCACUCCAGACCUACUGAAUCAGAAUCUGCAUUUUAACAAGAUUCUCAGGAUAUCCCUGGUGAUCUUAGAAGAGUCUGUAUUAUGGAAUCGAUCUCUAUGAUGGGAAGCCCCAAGAGCCUUAGCGAAACUUUUUUGCCUAAUGGCAUAAAUGGUAUCAAAGAUGCAAGGAAGGUCACUGUAGGUGUAAUUGGAAGUGGGGAUUUUGCUAAAUCCCUGACCAUUCGACUUAUUAGAUGUGGCUAUCAUGUGGUCAUAGGAAGCAGAAAUCCUAAGUUUGCUUCUGAAUUUUUUCCUCAUGUAGUAGAUGUUACUCACCAUGAAGAUGCUCUAAUAAAAACAAAUAUAAUAUUUGUUGCUAUACAUAGAGAACAUUACACCUCCCUGUGGGACCUGAGACAUCUGCUUGUGGGUAAAAUCCUGAUUGAUGUGAGCAAUAACAUGAGGAUAAACCAAUACCCAGAAUCCAAUGCAGAAUAUUUGGCUUCAUUAUUCCCGGACUCCUUGAUUGUGAAAGGAUUUAAUGUUAUCUCAGCUUGGGCACUUCAGUUAGGACCAAAGGAUGCCAGCCGACAAGUUUAUAUAUGCAGCAACAAUAUUCAAGCUCGACAACAGGUUAUUGAACUUGCCCGUCAGUUGAAUUUCAUUCCCGUUGACUUGGGAUCAUUAUCAUCAGCCAGGGAGAUUGAAAAUUUACCCCUGCGACUAUUUACUCUCUGGAGAGGGCCAGUGGUAGUAGCCAUAAGCCUGGCCACGUUUUUCUUUCUUUAUUCUUUUGUCAGAGAUGUGAUUCAUCCAUAUGUUAGAAACCAUCAGAGUGACUUUUACAAGAUUCCUAUUGAAAUUGUGAAUAAAACCUUGCCCAUAGUUGCCAUUACUUUGCUGUCCCUGGUCUACCUGGCAGGUCUCCUGGCAGCUGCUUAUCAGCUUUAUUAUGGCACCAAGUAUAGGAGAUUUCCAACUUGGUUGGAGACCUGGUUACAGUGUAGAAAACAGCUAGGAUUACUAAGCUUUUUCUUCGCUUCAGUCCAUGUUGCCUACAGCCUCUGCUUACCAAUGAGAAGGUCAGAAAGAUACUUGUUUCUCAACAUGGCUUAUCAGCAGGUUCAUGCAAAUAUUGAAAACUCUUGGAACGAGGAAGAAGUUUGGAGAAUUGAAAUGUAUAUUUCCUUUGGUAUUAUGAGCCUUGGCUUACUUUCCCUCCUGGCAGUCACCUCCAUCCCUUCAGUGAGCAAUGCUUUAAACUGGAGGGAAUUCAGCUUCAUUCAGUCUACACUUGGCUAUGUUGCUCUGCUCAUAAGUACUUUCCAUGUUUUAAUUUAUGGAUGGAAACGAGCUUUUGAAGAAGAGUACUACAGAUUUUAUACACCACCAAACUUUGUUCUUGCUCUUGUUUUGCCCUCAAUUGUAAUUCUGGGUAAGAUCAUUUUACUCCUUCCAUGUAUAAGCCGAAAGCUAAAGAGAAUUAAAAAAGGCUGGGAAAAGAGCCAAUUUCUAGAAGAAGGUAUUGGAGGAGCAGUUCCUCAUCUCUCACCAGAGAGGGUUACAGUAAUGUGAUGAUAAAUGGUGCUCCCUGGUGCCAUAUAAAGUUCUCCUCAUGCCAUUAUUUUUAUGACUUCCUUUAUCUGCAGUUGCAAGUGCACUGUCAAAUUGCUAUGGGCUAAAACCUCUUCAGUGAGAUCUCAACUGAAUUAGUGGUAGAAUUUUCUUCAAAUUUAUUUUCACUAAUGUCACAU
Molecule: messenger RNA, 1992 nt
Organism: Eubalaena glacialis (North Atlantic right whale)
Lineage: Eukaryota; Metazoa; Chordata; Mammalia; Artiodactyla; Balaenidae
Gene: STEAP2
Product: STEAP2 metalloreductase
Exons: 6
Coding region: 341-1813 (490 amino acids)
Biological process (GO): copper ion import
Cellular component (GO): plasma membrane; endosome
Molecular function (GO): cupric reductase (NADH) activity; ferric-chelate reductase (NADPH) activity
Source: RefSeq, a predicted model, not a curated record